Caenorhabditis bovis is the source of this 4536-nucleotide messenger RNA. NCBI's taxonomy places the organism in Eukaryota, Metazoa, Nematoda, Chromadorea, Rhabditida, Rhabditidae. The record is from the annotation of a GenBank genome assembly.
AUGGCAGAGUUGGCGAAACCCAAAAAAGAAAAGGAUAAAAAACGAACGGCGCCGCUGAUACCGAAAAAACCGGAUGUUAUCAACGGAUUUCAGCUUCCCGAAGCGCCAUCACAUGCUUUAAUUGAAAGAUCUGCGUCACCGGAGCCGGAAGAACAACCACCAAUUCCGAAUAGAAGCCUUAUCGCCCAGCAAUAUCCCACAGUUCCGGAGCUCUCUGAACUGCCUUCAUAUUGCGAACCACUACAACCGCAAAUGCUGCCAAAAUGUCAAGAGUCGUCAGAGAAAUUUAAAGUCGCUGUUGCACCACCUAUGUAUCCUUCUAUUUCAUGCUACGAAAAAGAUGAAUACGGAUUAAUGACUGAAGGACAUUUGAUAAACUUCUAUCAUAAUCGCCUCUAUGAGCUAGCCGAUGACUACGUUGACCGUUUCAUAGCCAAUGAAGAAGUUCCAGUCUCAUCUGGGGUUCUUUUUCCCCUGCUUAAACGGUUUAAAGAAACGUGUGAUCACAUGGAAAUCACCGAAAUUUCUGAGAAAGAAAAUACAACGCAAUUGCAAGCUUGCCUACAAGCUGUAUGGAAAAGUCAGCAGUUUUCACAAAAGGCUGUCGGAAAAUGUGGAGAAAACCGUGAUGGGACUGGCACUGCUAUGUUCACAUCAUUCACUAUUGAAGAGCAUAAAAUCCAAGAGCUGAAACGAUUGCUCUCAGAAAAUCGUUGCAGUUCUUUGGAUCAUAAACUGUGUGAUGAAGCUUCUUUCCGAUCGUUAGCUCUUCAAAUUGCAUGGAUUAUAAUUAAUAUUAAUAGUUGUUUCAUGAUGGAAAAUGGACUAAACGCGCAAUGCCCUCCCCUAUUAAUUCCACAAUCCAUUGAAUCACCGAAUCGUUUGAAUGUUCGCCGAGCUCUAUCGGACCUGUUCUACCAUUUAAGAUAUCCGCGGCUCGGUGAAAGGUAUAAGCAGACCAUUGUGAAUUGGAUCACGGAACUAAUAUGCGUUAUUAACAUGCAUCAGACGUGUGAAGAUGGAAUUUUUGUGCUUUCCCACAUUUUAAGGCUUCCGUCACCAAUUCAUGAUUGGGCUCCCCAGUUUGUUCAGACUUUCAUUCAGUCAAACUCUUCUCCUAAGCUCAAACUCGAUUAUUGUCUGGCACUCAUGACACACCUCCUCAAUCCAAUAAAGGCGCGGGAAAUUUUUCUUCGUCACGUGGCGCAAUCGGAAAAAGAGGAAUCGACAUGGGAGAUACUUGAAGAAGGAGAUGAUGACGAUCCGAGAGAAUUUUCAUUUGUAAAUAUCAAUGAAUUGGACUUAAUCUCACUUUUGGAUCAGCUGCCAAUCUCUGAAAUAUACUCUGCUGCGAACCUGGCAUUUUUCUCAUAUAAUGAUAAAACAUCCGAAAUGACUUCUCUAAUUGCAUUCCAAAUAUUACUCAUGAAGGUUCUUGACAAUGGAUUAACGAAUUAUUCAAAACCUGGUUAUCGCAUGUUUUGUAAACGCAUUGGAAAAAAUUUAAAGCAAAGUGUGUGCGAGCUCUGCCGCCGAUGGAGUGAGGUAAAAUAUCAGAUACCGAAUACCGACGAACAGUUUAUUCAAAAAGAAGUGGACCGCAUAGUCCUACUUGGACUCAAUUAUUUAAUACACAGGGAUAGCAUUGGCUUAUUUCAAUUUGUCAUCAGUCUACCUUAUGACGUGGUUUCCGAAGAAUGUCGAAUUAGGUGUGAAUUUGUGCUGCGAUCAGAAAAGAAAAUGUCUAUUCACGAAAUUUAUGGGACACCAAUUUCUGAAGUACAAGCUAAGAAAUCGUUAGUGAAAAUGAUGAGCAGGUUCCAUUCACUAAGCCCUCAAGAUCGAGAAUUUCUCGUCAAUUCCAUUGCCACGAUUCAGUCAUAUUCGAGCUCAGACGCCUCUGAAUUCUUCAAGGAGAUUAUUGAUGUUUGCUUUUGCGAUUUAAAUACCCGCAAUGAAAUGUACAAAGUUGGUGGAGAGGCAAUCGGCGAAAUUCUGAGCCGAAAACCAGGAACACUCGAUCAAUUGUUAGUCAUUAUUGAUCGAAAUUUGCAACAUAUGGACGCGCAUGCUAUCAACGUCUUGUCAACUUCAAAAUUAGGCGAUUGCCGACUCUCAGAAUCAAUGAUCAGUAUUAUUGGUAAAUGGCUGAUUAAUAAUCCUCCGGAACAUGGCGGAAAUCGUCUUGCACGUCGUGUUCUUGCUGGCCUUCAUUGGGGCCCUGACGCGGAUGGUUUGCAGCUUUUUAUUGAUGCAGGAGUUCAUGCUCUCGCCGCUGACACUAUUGUUAAAGCACACUCGGUUCAUUGUUCAAAGUCAAACAGCAUGAUUGCCAAAUCCAUCAAACAAAUUGCUAAGCUUGCAAGUAAAGUAGGGGAUGCGGAGACGCACUUUCAACAAUUUUGCUGGGAUCUUUUGGUGAAACUUAAAUUGCCCAAAGUUUCAACCAUCUCUGUCCAAAAUGAUCUUACAGCUCAUUACGUGAAAAUUGUACAAUGUUAUGAAGAAAACAUUACUACGUAUUUGGAAAACGCUGUACCUCUUUUGUCUAAUCUUGUCUCUUCUGGCAGUUCUGUUGCUUGUGUUGUGCUUAUUUCUCGUCUUAUUGCUCAGCACUAUGAAAAACAUACAGAAUUGGGAAGCAACAAGGCAUUUAUGGCAGUUUUUGAACAAGUUCUGCACGUUGAUCAGCUUUCAUAUGCGGUUCAAUGGUUAUCGGUACCGUCGGAAACUCCUACCCCCGUUGUACGCCUUUUGAGCUCUGGUAUUGCGUAUUAUUCGAAUCGUGUACCAGAACGAAAGGAAUUUAUUAGAGCAUGGAUGCAUUUAUUGUGCUGCUCUAGAAACGGAUGGAAUGAGGAUGCUGUAACAUAUCAAAUUGCCGGCACUCUUGUACGACAAGCUAUUAUUCAUGAUGUCGAAAGUCUUUAUGAAUUGCCAGAAAUGCUUCACAAAUAUUACAAACAACAACUUGCCGCUGAAAAGGCUGCUUCGCGAGGAUUAUUCACAGUAUUCUCUUCUGACAUUUCGCCAUCACCGCUUAUUCCAGACUCAAUGUUAAGAAUUGCCCCAGCGGCUUCUUAUAUCAUGCUUCUUGUUGAGAAAGAUGCGUUUUCUACUUUUUAUGACUAUUUGUUUGAUAACUUAGGAAAAAAGGAAAAGAAUAAACUGGAACAUUCUGUGAAGAAAGCUUCCACGAAGUCCUCCAUUUCUUUACCUGUGGACCGUCUCGCAGUAUUUAGAUGGGUGAAACUGGCUACUAAAUGCAAUGAUUCCGUGAUACUGCCCCUAAUUUUGCAACAAGUGACUAUUGAGGCUUACAAGCUACGUAGUUCUGGCAUGCAUACACAGUGUUUUGCUAGAAAGCUAAUAGACGCUACCGAUGUCCAGCCGAUUAUGACUGAAUUUAGAAAAGCAAUUGAAGAAUGUACUCUAAAUACUAAAGGUCUAACUCGUGCUGUACUUGGAUGGAUAUUCACUACCCAUAAUGUCACCAGGAAUGGAUUCAAUUUCUCCGUCUUUGAUCUUGAUUAUCUGCUGCAGCUAGUGCUCGCCGGGGAUAACCAUCCUUGGAUGGAUUAUGUAGAUAUUGCGGCACUCAAUUCGGAAGAAAUUAACGAGCAGAAGCUUUACUCGGUGACUUGUCAACAUGAUCCGAAACCAAGUUUUGCUUUCCCCACGAAGAAUGAAAUAAUCAACUCGCCAAAAUCUGUUGCACUUCCUUUCCCGAUACUUCCGGUACACAAAACAUUACCGAAAGCGCCUGAAGUUGAAUCAAAUGCCCUAUUUCGUCCGAACUGUUUAAUGCAAAUGGUAACACCAUAUAUAGGAUGUAUAAAGGACCUCGCAACAAAUUUCAUGGAAUGUGGAGAUCAAAUGGAAUUGUUUGAUGAAAAAUAUGUGGAGCUGAUUAAUAAGCUCUACCAACCGACGAAGCAGAGCAUUUCAGUUCAGAUUCGCUGCGAUGGCGGAUGCUCUCGGCCGAAGUCAUGUGUAAUCGAUGUCUCAACAAACGUGUUUAGUGCGGCAACGAAUACAGAAGUCGCAAAAAAUCGUGAGAAACGUGUUGCUCUUUGGAAUGAUCUUUAUACGGGCUUGGUUGAUAAAACCGCUCAUGCAACGGCUAGCUUUGAGCACCUGGCGAGAAUUAUUUCUAAUCUGGCAAUGAGUAUGAAUGAGAUGAACCGAUCAAGAGCACAGACUUCUGGUAGUCAGUACUUUCAUCUAUUGGUUUCGUCGGUCGGUGAUCACGAACUUUUGUACAAGCCAGCAGUUGAAGCCUAUACGAACUCGCUAAGAGAAAUAGGAAAAGAAUUUAUUCGCCUUCAACCUGGAGAACAAAUUGAUGUCAUGAAAAUUGCGCUUGAUGGAGUUGCACUCUAUGAGCCUAUUGUCGAGUUAUUCACACCGGAAGUGCUCAAUUCAAAAGACCUCUGCGCGGCAUAUACUAAACUCUCUGAAGCUGUACGAACACCGGAAAAAAGCAACAUGGCUCUACAAUUGUUAGGUAUGUCAAUUAACAGAAAAAUUUAUUAA